Molecule: messenger RNA, 255 nt
Organism: Dissoconium aciculare CBS 342.82
Lineage: Eukaryota; Fungi; Ascomycota; Dothideomycetes; Mycosphaerellales; Dissoconiaceae
Exons: 4
Coding region: 1-255 (84 amino acids)
Biological process (GO): tRNA transcription by RNA polymerase III; transcription by RNA polymerase I; transcription by RNA polymerase II
Cellular component (GO): RNA polymerase III complex; RNA polymerase I complex; RNA polymerase II, core complex
Molecular function (GO): zinc ion binding; DNA binding; DNA-directed RNA polymerase activity
Source: RefSeq, a predicted model, not a curated record
AUGAUUAUUCCGAUCCGUUGCUUUUCUUGCGGCAAGGUCAUUGCCGACCUCUACGAAAAGUACAUCGAAUUGAUCGGAACGGUCAGAGAAGAUGGCGAAACUAUGUCUGAUGGAGAUGCCAUGGACACCAUUGGAUUGAACAGAUAUUGCUGUCGGCGCAUGAUGCUCACGCACGUCGAUCUCAUUGAAAAGUUGUUGAGAUACAACCCAUCGGAGCGUCACAUCAUCAAAGACGCGAACUCAGGGCGAGGUUGA